AUGGAAAUUAAUAGGUUAAUUCCAAUGACAUACUAUGAUUUCCUCCGUCAGCCGUUCGGCUUAUUCUCUCCAAGGUAUGCCGUCACAAUAUUGCUUAGAUGCAGACAAUGCCAAUAUCACGUUCAAUUGUUUUCACCAAGAAAAGAGAUCAAGCCAGGUUGCGUGGAGUGGAGAUCAAAGUGUUUCCAUUUUUAUAAAUUUAUCUUAAACUAUUUCGGGUUAGAGGAGAAGGUUGCUAUAAGCACAGGGGUAGCAAGUGGCAUUGUAGAAGCCAGUACAAAGCUUUUUGCAGAACAUGGUGCGUUCAUUGUUAUCGCAGACACUCUUGAUGACUUGGGCAACCAAGUUGUCGCCACAAUUGGCCCUAAUAAAGCUAGUUAUCGGCAUUGUGAUGUUAGAGAUGAAAAGCAAGUUGAGGAAACAAUGGCCUAUGCGAUUGAGAAAUAUGGCAGCCUUGACAUCAUUUACAACAAUGCUGGAGUCCUUGGACGUCCUAUGGAUAGCAUCCUGGACAUGAACAUUGAAGACUUGGACAACACAAUGGCUGUAAAUUUGCGCGCUUCAGCACAAAUCAUCAAGCACGGUGCUCGAGCAAUGAUGGCUAGAAAUAUAGCUGGUUCAAUCAUAUGCAGUGGCAGUGUUGCAUCAUCUAAAGGAGGUAGUGGACCUCCUGCAUACACCAUAUCUAAACAUGGUUUGUUAGGUCUUGUUCGAUCAGCCUCGAGUGAGCUUGGGAGAUAAGGGAUCAGAUUCAAUUGCAUUUCUCCAUUUGGAGUUGCCAAAUCCUUGGCAUUAAACGUGCACAAUUUGGACCCUA
Molecule: messenger RNA, 817 nt
Organism: Pistacia vera
Lineage: Eukaryota; Viridiplantae; Streptophyta; Magnoliopsida; Sapindales; Anacardiaceae
Product: short-chain dehydrogenase reductase 3b-like
Exons: 2
Coding region: 1-741 (246 amino acids)
Source: RefSeq, a predicted model, not a curated record